AGUGACUCUAUCGAACGCACGUUGUUCGUCUGUGUUGUUCGUGUUCCUGGGACUUUGCGCCUUCUCACGUUUCUAUGCUUGAAACUGAUUUUGGUUAGCGUUUCAUUAACGUUUUCCUCGUCCUUUUCCGGAGGAAAGUGUACACGCCGAUCGGUGUGAUAACAGAGGGAAAACGCAAGUAACAACAAAAUAAAAGCAUAAUGUUUGGAUCGGGUGCGGGACCGAUUGUUGUUCUCAGCCAGAACACGAAGCGCGACACCGGCAGGAAGGUACAGAGAGAAAAUAUCCAAGCGGGCAAGGCAAUCGCCGACGUCAUUAGAACAUGUCUGGGUCCACAAGCCAUGUUGAAGAUGCUGAUGGACCCGAUGGGUGGCAUCGUAAUGACGAACGAUGGAAACGCGAUUUUGCGCGAAAUUACUGUGCAGCAUCCUGCUGGAAAGUCCAUGAUAGAAAUUGCCAGGACUCAGGAUGAAGAGGUAGGGGAUGGCACCACCUCAGUCAUCGUUCUGUCGGGUGAGAUCCUGGCUACCGCCGAACCGUUCCUGGAACAGAAUAUGCACCCCACUGUCAUUAUAAGAGCGUACCGUCAGGCCUUGGAAGACAUGGUCACAAUCCUGAACGAGAAAGUCAGCAUCGAUUUAGAUUGCAACGACAAAGACAAACUGGUCCAAGUGAUAAACUCCUGUACAGGCACUAAGUUCAUCAGACGCUGGUCUGAUUUGGCCUGCCAAAUUGCUCUGGAUGCCGUUCACACGGUGAUGUUUGAGGAAAACGGCAGAAGGGAGAUUGACAUCAAACGUUACGCCAAGGUGGAGAAAAUACCUGGUGGAACGAUAGAAGAUAGCACUGUCCUGAAGGGCGUAAUGAUCAAUAAGGACGUGACGCAUCCGAAAAUGCGACGUUACAUCAAAGAUCCGAGAAUAGUGCUGCUGGAUUGUCCAUUGGAAUACAAAAAGGGCGAAUCUCAGACGAAUAUAGAGAUAAUGAAGGACACAGAUUUUACGAAGAUUUUGGAACUGGAGGAGGAGCAUGUGAAGAAGAUUUGCGAGGAUGUUAUUUCUGUGAAGCCGGACGUCGUGAUUACGGAGAAGGGCAUAUCGGAUCUUGCUCAGCACUACCUCGUGAAAGCCGGCAUAUCCGCGAUACGUAGACUACGAAAGAGCGAUAUUAACAGAGUUGCUCGCGCCUGCGGUGCCACCGUUGUCAACCGUACCGAGGAGCUGAAGGAUGAGGACGUCGGCACGGGUGCCGGUCUCUUCGAGAUCAAGAAACUCGGCGACGAUUAUUUCUGUUUUAUCACGGAAUGCAAGGAUCCUAAAGCUUGCACCAUCAUUCUGAGAGGUGCUAGCAAGGAUAUCUUGAAUGAGACCGAAAGGAAUUUGCAGGAUGCGCUGCACGUCGCCAGAAAUCUCCUUAUCGAUCCGAAGCUUGUACCAGGUGGUGGAGCAGUGGAAAUGGCAGUAUCCCGGCUUCUGACGGAAAAAGCGGCAGGUCUCGCCGGUGUGGAACAAUGGCCAUACAAGGCAAUCGCACAGGCCUUGGAGAUUAUUCCCAGGACACUGGCGCAGAACUGCGGCGCAAAUACCAUCAGGACUCUGACGGCGUUGCGCGCCAAACACGCGACAGAAGGCACUACCUGGGGCAUUGAUGGAGAGACGGGAAAAUUGGUCGAUAUGAAGGAACGCGGUAUAUGGGAACCGUUGUCUGUAAAGUUACAGACGUACAAAACGGCGAUCGAGACUGCUAUACUGUUAUUGAGAAUAGACGAUAUCGUUUCCGGAAGUAAAAAGAAGAAAAACGAGAACGAUACCGCGCAGCCGAGUCAAGUUACGGAGGAAUCUAUGAAAGAAUAAGUAUCGUUGAUAUCCAUUGAAACCUAAUCACAUUACGUUUAUACUUUAAGAUUCAAUUAUUUUGCACUUUCUCUCUCGCGUGUCUGUUAGAUUUUUAUCUCUUCUGUAUGCAUUUUCAAAAAAUAAAGACAAGUGCCCCCGAU
This is a messenger RNA of Solenopsis invicta (red fire ant), 1996 nucleotides long. It is a transcript of the gene CCT3, whose product is annotated as T-complex protein 1 subunit gamma. Gene Ontology annotation, biological process: protein folding. The coding region runs from base 201 to 1853 and encodes 550 amino acids. The record is from RefSeq and is a predicted model, not a curated record. NCBI's taxonomy places the organism in Eukaryota, Metazoa, Arthropoda, Insecta, Hymenoptera, Formicidae. Gene Ontology annotation, cellular component: chaperonin-containing T-complex. Gene Ontology annotation, molecular function: ATP hydrolysis activity; ATP-dependent protein folding chaperone; ATP binding. The transcript has 4 exons.